AUGGAAGGAGAAAUCGACAGUUCUCUCCAUAUGGAGCUGUUACAAACAACGGCUUGGAAGACUCAAUACCAACUUCUUCUAUACGAAACGCAACUCGAUGACCUACUGAUCUACCCAGAACUCAUGAUCGCUACAAAAAAAAUGGACGAAGAAGUAUGGACCAAAAUGAUGGCUCAGCCUCUCCUCGAUAUCGAUGAAAUACCGAUCAACACGAAUUCUACGCAAGUAAAACAAGAAAUUCAGACUCAUUUCCAAACCAUAGAUAAAACCUUCAGACAGGGCCAGCAGGCGAUGGAGGUAGAGGAACUGGUGGAGGUGGACGAUGCCUUAGGGGAAGAAGAGGGAACGGACUCGGAUGUAAUGGUCAUUCCACAGGAAGAAGUCAGACCCCGAGAGGUGGAAGUGGUUCAGAAAGAACCAGAUAGACUUCGAAGGCAAGAAAUCGAGGAAGAGUUGAUACAAAGACUCAGAAGAGAAUAUAACAAGCAAUUCAGGCGAGAAGAUCUGAAGAUGAUGAUACGGGAACUAGAGACUCCUCUUCCUGUCAUAAAAGGAAUUUCAACCCUGAAAUGA
Haemonchus placei is the source of this 573-nucleotide messenger RNA. NCBI's taxonomy places the organism in Eukaryota, Metazoa, Nematoda, Chromadorea, Rhabditida, Trichostrongylidae. The record is from the annotation of a GenBank genome assembly.